AUGCUUGAACGAUAUGAUCAAGCAAUGAAAGACUUUGAUAGCGCUAUAAGACUCGACCCGGAAAAUUCAUUCGCUCUUAAAAAUCGCGGCGAUGUCUACCGAAUGCAACGACAAUCAGAACAAGCACUUUCAGAACUGAAUCGUGCUAAUGACCAGUUUGCGUUACGUGGUCGUGUCUAUUUCCGGUUAAAAACGUUAAAAGAUAUAGACAGGGCGAUUGAAUUGGAACCGGAAAAUGUGGCUUU
This is a messenger RNA of Ambispora leptoticha, 245 nucleotides long. NCBI's taxonomy places the organism in Eukaryota, Fungi, Glomeromycota, Glomeromycetes, Archaeosporales, Ambisporaceae. The record is from the annotation of a GenBank genome assembly.